CGAAAGAAGGUCAAUAUUCAGUAUCAACAGGCACUAAGAACGGGUUACUCAGUUUCUGGAGAGCGGCUCUUUGUAACAGGCUCGCGAGAAGACUUGAUUGUCUGAACACCUCAGUGGAAUAGGCUGGUUGACUCUUAAACUCGUCUCAGUUCUCAGUAGACAGCUGUAGAGUCGGUAAAGGAAAAAAAAAGUAAUCAGUCAUGGACCCUAAAACCCAAUAUGGAAUGAUGAUGGUGUCUUCGCCCAGUGAUAACUACAUUCCUCCUGGUUUGGAGUACUUGGCUGAACUGGAUCAAGUGCUUAUUGAACAGAUCAUCUCGGCUUGGGAAUGCUUAAGUGGGUGUGAAGUCAAGAACAAGUACAUAUUGAAAAACCCAAUGGGCCAAGAAUUCCUCACGGCGACGGAAGACAGCAACUUCUGUGCUAAGCAGUGCUGUGGCAACAUCAGAGGCUUCGAGUUGCCCCUCGUCGACACCAACGGUAUGGAAGUCCUUCGCCUCCACCGGCCUCUGAAGUGCAAUUCCUGCCUUACACCGUGUUGUAACCAGGAAAUGGACAUAACUGCCAACGGCCAGUUGUUAGGAUCGAUGCACCAAGAGUGGAACUUCUGCAUGCCGCUAGCCUCAACCUACACCGUCAGAAACGCCUCCGGUGACGAAGCCUUCAGAAUCGAGGCGCCUUUCUGUCCCUGCAGCUGCGGCAGUGACGUCGAGUUCGAGGUCAUAGGAUCGGGAGGGACCAUGGGAACGAUCUCCGCACGUGGAGGGGGCUGUGUGUCGAGUGCUGCACAUAUGCCGACAACUUCACCAUCACCUUUGGCAGCAACCUGGACGUGCGCUACAAAGCCUUGAUUCUCGGCGCCGCCUUCCUGAUCGACUUCAUAUACUUCGAAAGAAAUCAAAAUCAGUAGAGCCGUCAAGAUCCGCAGAAGAACAACGGUUUUGCACAACGAAUCUCUUGAGUGGCUUUUUUUUUUCUCUCUCUCUCUCUCUCAACAUCAUUCCUGGCUAAGGACGUUUUGUUAUAAAGGAUAAGAUGUUUUACUGGAUGCUCUUUGGAUGAUGUUUUUUGAGUCUCGUCUUAUUUAGUGUGCAGUUAGUGUUGUUCAGCGUUUGAGAAACAGUUUUGUAAACAGUUCCCGGUGAGGCUAUAUGAAUGAAUCUCGUUCAAAGAAUGUUGGAACGAACCGUGUGAUGUAGUGGAGAUAUAUAGUGUCUAUUAGAUUUUUUUUGUAGCCUUUUCAUUGCUGCCAAGAUAAGAAGAGUUAUAUUUUCUCUUAUUCUGUGUGACUACUGACUAUUGUUGUUCAGCGUUUCACAAACAGAAGAAUGUUGGAACGAAUCGUGCGUUGUAGUAGAGAUAUUAUAGUCUUUAACAGUUUUAUACUUAUUUGUAUUUUUUCUUUUAGCCUUUUCAUUGUUGCUAAGGUAUAAAUACUGAAGCGUUUCUCACUAAGAAAACGGAAUCUGUAUAACUUGCAUUUUACAGUGAAUAAAGUACAACUCUUGCACUUUUAUAGAUGCAUGUGUGUUUAUUUAAGUUGACAGUGCACAUAAUCAGGCAUUGGUUAUUCACUCUCUGUACUGUAAUGAAUAAAUCUAUACUAUUUUGCCAUAAAUCAA
Molecule: messenger RNA, 1622 nt
Organism: Macrobrachium nipponense
Lineage: Eukaryota; Metazoa; Arthropoda; Malacostraca; Decapoda; Palaemonidae
Product: phospholipid scramblase 1-like
Exons: 6
Coding region: 201-851 (216 amino acids)
Biological process (GO): plasma membrane phospholipid scrambling
Cellular component (GO): plasma membrane
Molecular function (GO): phospholipid scramblase activity
Source: RefSeq, a predicted model, not a curated record